GGACCGGCGGGGGGCGGGGCGCUUCCGGCCGGCGGUGGCGGCUCGGGGUCCGCACGUGAGUGGCGUUCAGGCUUCGCAGCUGCUAAAGCACGAUGUGCGUGAGAGAGGCACCCACGGCUCAGACGGUGAAAUCUCGAUUUGCCGGAAACCAGCUCCCGGGGCCCCUUUACCUUCCGGUCCGUGUUUGAGGGGAGAAGCUGCCACCGUCCCUGCAGAGAAGGCUGGAGGUUCCAACCGUGGAAGCCUCGGGCGGCUGACACUCGUCCCCCCUGCAGAGAGGGCCGGGAAGCUGCCCGAGCCGAGAAGGGGCCUUGGCUCGUGGCGGCCCGCAUCAGCAGGACGCCAGUGGGCGAGGGAGGUGGGAGGGGAGGGAGGCUUGGAAAGGCCUCCAGUACUGGCUCAGGUGCGACCCCUGUCGGCCGGGACGAGCCCCCUCCUCAUGGCCUCCAAGCCGGCUGCCGGGAGGACCCCGGGGGAGAAGCGCAAGAGGGUGGUGCUGACCCUGAAGGAGAAGAUGGACAUCUGCCGGCGCCUGGAGAAGGGGGAGAGCAGGAAGGCGCUGAUGCAGGAGUACAACGUGGGCAUGUCCACCCUGUACGACAUCAGGGCCCACAAGGCCCAGCUGCUCCGCUUCUUCGCCAACUCCGACUCGGACAAGGCCCUGGCGCACCGGCGCACGCUGCACACGCCCAAGCUUGAGCACCUGGACCGCGUGCUGUACGAGUGGUUCCUGGUGAAGCGCGCCGAGGGCGUGCCCGUCUCGGGCCCCAUGCUCAUUGAAAAGGCCAAGGACUUCUACGAGCAGAUGCAGCUGACCGAGCCCUGCGUGUUUUCUGGCGGCUGGCUCUGGCGUUUUAAGGCCAGACACGGCAUCAAGAAGUUGGACGCGUCCAGCGAGAAACAGGCGGCCGACCACCAGGCUGCAGAGCAGUUCUGUGGCUUCUUCCGGAGCUUAACCGCCGAGCACGGCCUGUCCCCCGAGCAGGUGUACAACGCCGAUGAGACUGGCCUCUUCUGGCGCAGCUCGCCCAGUCCCAGCCCGGAGGGCGGGGCGGUGCCCGGCCCCAAGCAGAACAAGGACAGGCUGAGCGUCCUCAUGUGCGCCAACGCCACGGGCUCCCACAGGAUCAAACCCUUGGUGGUCGGGAAAUGCGGCGGCCCCAAGGCGGUCCAGGGCAUCCAGCACCUGCCUGUCGCGUACAAGGCCCAAGGUAACGCGUGGGUGGACAAGGAGAUUUUUACUGACUGGUUCCAUCACAUCUUUGUGCCCGCGGUGAAGGAGCACUUCCGAGUCGUGGCUCUGCCCGAAGACAGCAAGGCCAUCCUCCUGCUGGACGGCUCCCGCGCCCACCCGCGGGAGGCCGACUUAGUUUCGGAGAACAUUUUCACCAUCUUCCUGCCCGCCAGCGUCACCUCCCUGAUCCAGCCCAUGGACCAGGGCAUUCGCAGGGAUUUCAUGAGGAACUUCGUCACCCCUCGCGGCACGCUGCAGGCCUUCACCCCCCGAUGCAGCGUGCACGACGCCGUGCUUGACGUGGCCUGCGCCUGGAACGCGGUGCCGGGCGCCGUCUUUAGCCGGGCCUGGAGGAAGCUGUGGCCCGAGGUCACGCUCGUCGAAGGCUCGUCUUCAGAGGAGGAGCCCGAGCGCCUCAGGACGAAGCCUCCCGACCAGACCUUCGUGCACAUCCCCGGGCUCGGGGGAGGCGCCCCGGCCCGCCUUGGGAGCGCGGCCACGGGGAGUCCCGAGCUGGCCGAGGCGGGGGUGGGUGACGAGGCGGCCUGGGAGCAGGCGGCUGCAUCCUUCGACGCCGUGGUGCGCUUUGCGGAGGGGCAGCCCUGCUUCUCGGCCCAGGAGGUGGGCCAGCUGCGCGCGCUGCGCUCCGUGUUCGGCAGGCGGCAGCAGGCGCAGCGGUGCAGGGCCCUCAGGGCCGCAGUCAAGCUCGAGGCGCCCUGGGAGCACGCUGGGCCUCGCGGCGCCCCGCCUCGCUCCCCUCUGCCCGGCUCGUCCACAGCGGGUGAGGCCUGAGGCAGCGGGGCCCGACCUGCGGUCUCAGGGGUCACGUCCCUCAGGACGGCCCACCCCGUCCGGGUUUUACCGUGUGGCCUGUCGUGCCACAUGGGUGCCAGUGGGUCUUCCUGAAGGGCC
This is a messenger RNA of Aethalodelphis obliquidens (Pacific white-sided dolphin), 2146 nucleotides long. RefSeq names its product Jrk helix-turn-helix protein (gene JRK). Gene Ontology annotation, cellular component: nucleus. The transcript is spliced from 2 exons. The record is from RefSeq and is a predicted model, not a curated record. Bases 440 to 2026 code for a protein of 528 amino acids. NCBI's taxonomy places the organism in Eukaryota, Metazoa, Chordata, Mammalia, Artiodactyla, Delphinidae. Gene Ontology annotation, molecular function: DNA binding.